AACCGCAUAGAGCAGAUCAAACCCCAAAAUACACAUCAAGUGCAUUCAUUUCAAUAUCUUGACUCGUUCCACCACACCUUCAACUUUCAUUUCCGUCAUCGUCGCCGUAUCGCAGCGAGCGCAGGCAUCUGGGGUCGGAAUCAGGGUUGCCUCAGCCUUAAAAGAGCGUCACGUCCGUCUCGUUCUUCAAGCAUUCACCAUCACUCUUUUUCAGGAUCCAGCAAACACAUAUCGAUAACAACUCAUUGUCAUGGCACGCCAUCAAAACAUCCGAAACCUCGACUACGAGGCAGAACUUGAGGAGUACGGAGCGUUCUCCGACGAGGAAGAGGAGGAGCUCAGCCCAGAAGACCAGGUCCGCAUGAGGGAAGGCACAGCUCAGGUACUGGAAGCACUUGGAGUUGAGGCACACAAAGUCCCAAAGACGCAGAUAGAAGAGUCGCUGUGGCACUACUACUGGGAUGUUGACAAGACCAUCACCUACCUCAUUUCCAAGUACAUCGACCCGCCCAAGAAACCUGCCAAGACUGCUCCUCCAAAGACAGCGCCAAAGCAAGAUGCGGCCAUUGCAAGUGCUUCUCGCCAGUCAUUUGCCCACCUGUUCCGGGACUUGCCAUGGGGAAACAUUCCACCCGAGCGGCAGGCGGUUCUCAUACCGCCUCCGCAGCUACCUGCAGGCCUUCUUGGAGGUUCAGGAGCGCCUCCGAAGAUGUCCAAGCUGCAGCAGCUGGCAGCCGCCCGGAAGAAGAAAGCCGAAGAGAAGAGCGCCUCAGGAGAAGUUGAGCAGACACAAGUCAAGAUGACGGAGCUCACUGUCAACGACAACCAAGCAUCCAAAGAGAAUCGUCCGCUGGCUGGCGUGUUUGGCAAGCGGGUAAAGAUAUCAGAGACCACUGCUCAAGGACGCAUCCCACUCACUAUGGCGGAGCCCACAAGACCCGAAAUACCACAAGCUCAAGCGCCAGAGGCUACUCCAAGUCAGCACCAGGAGGAGGAUCCAAUCGACCCGGAGCCGGCAGUGGCACCGCCAAAAGCUCAACCGUCUGCUUUCGCGUCGACUCUCUUCGGCCCCUCAUCGGAUAGUCCCAAGCGCAGACCCCGCGAAGUGUUCGCCUUACCAUACAUGGCAAUUUCUUCGUACAGCCCGGAUGCCUUUGGCAAACCCAGCCCAGAUGACGUGGUCCUUGCGGCUCAGGCGAAAGUCGCCACAGCCGGAAAGAAGUCUGCGAACGUCCACAACAAAAAAGGGUCAUCUUCCGCAGAUGGCGUGACCAACCAAGUCAGCCAGCUCAAGAUAGACGACACACCCUUGCCAAAGAGCCGCAAUCUCAACGUGCUCUCUGAAUUUGAAAAGCAGAAGGGUAAGAAGACUGCCAGUUUCGUGGUUGUCGGCCACGUUGAUGCCGGCAAGAGCACCAUGAUGGGGCGACUACUACUCGACCUCAAUGUUGUCGACCAGCGGACCGUCGACAAACUUCGGAAAGAGGCGGAAAAGAUCGGCAAAACGUCUUUUGCGCUUGCCUGGGUAUUGGAUCAACGCCACGAGGAGCGUAGUCGAGGCGUCACCAUCGACAUUGCUACCAAUCGCUUCGAGACAGAAACUACUUCUUUUACUAUUCUUGACGCUCCUGGCCAUAGGGACUUUAUUCCCAACAUGAUCGCUGGCGCAAGUCAGGCAGACUUUGCGAUCCUGGUUAUCGAUGCAAGUACAGGAGCUUUCGAGUCUGGUCUCAAGGGUCAAACCAGAGAACAUUCUCUUCUUAUCCGCAGCAUGGGUGUCUCGAGAAUCAUCGUGGCUGUAAACAAGCUUGACACGGUCAACUGGUCCCAGGAGAGAUUCGACGAGAUCACGCACCAGGUUUCGGGAUUCUUGACAGCGACUGGGUUCCAGCCCAAGAACAUCGCGUUUGUACCCGUAUCGGGCCUCCACGGUGAUAACCUCGUCCGAAAAUCCACAGACCCAGCAGCGUCUUGGUAUACGGGUAAAACACUGGUGGAGGAGCUCGAGGCUUCGGAACCAAGUGCGAGGGCAUUGGCCAAACCCCUGCGGAUGACCAUUUCGGAGGUUAUGCGCACACCCCAGAGUUCCAUAUCGAUCACUGGCCGCAUCGACGCGGGCUCAUUGCAAAUGGGCGAUGCGCUUCUGGUGCAACCAAGCGGCGAGAAGGCCUACGUCAAAUCUCUUCAGGUCGACGACGGAGAACCAGCGGACUGGGCCGUUGCCGGACAGAAUGUGGUCCUUCAUCUCAGCAACAUCGAUCCCAUUCACGUCCGCGUCGGAGACAUCGUAUGCGACCCUGCCAAGCCGAUUCAGUGUGUGGACACGUUCACGCUCAAGGCGUUGGCGUUCGACAUUCUCAUGCCCAUGCAGGUGGAUGUGCACAGGGGAAGGCUCCAUGCGGCUGGAAAGAUCGAGGCUAUCGAUGCCAUCUUGGAUAAAGUGACAGGCAAGGUGACGAAGAAGAAACCAAUGAUUGUGAAACCAGGAACAGUUUCUAGGGUUAGGGUCACGCUACACUCAAAGGUACCACUCGAGGCAGGACAGAGGGUCGUGCUUAGGAGUGGUGGACAAACGGUGGCAGCUGGAUUGUUGGAAUGAUUGGGGUGGGGGUGGGAACUAAUGGAUUGGGAGUUUAGAACGGGUGUAACGGCGAGAAGACGCGGGAAAUGGAGCGGGGGAAGUUUCGAAUAGUGUACAUAUACCUACACAGCCUGGGGUCUUCUGCCACAGGUGCUUACCCGUGAAAGCCAGCGGUUGGAAGUAGCGGAAUAAGAUUCUCACAGC
Messenger RNA from Neurospora crassa OR74A, 2785 nucleotides. Its product is annotated as elongation factor Tu GTP binding domain-containing protein. The transcript is spliced from 3 exons. The record is from RefSeq and is a predicted model, not a curated record. The coding region runs from base 251 to 2599 and encodes 782 amino acids. Gene Ontology annotation, biological process: translation. Lineage: Eukaryota; Fungi; Ascomycota; Sordariomycetes; Sordariales; Sordariaceae. Gene Ontology annotation, molecular function: GTPase activity; GTP binding.